Messenger RNA from Aplysia californica (California sea hare), 2756 nucleotides. RefSeq names its product cytochrome P450 3A56. Gene Ontology annotation, molecular function: steroid hydroxylase activity; iron ion binding; oxidoreductase activity, acting on paired donors, with incorporation or reduction of molecular oxygen. Lineage: Eukaryota; Metazoa; Mollusca; Gastropoda; Aplysiida; Aplysiidae. The record is from RefSeq and is a predicted model, not a curated record.
AUUAGUUCUAAACUCCUUGCCUUCGCCCCUCUGUAGGAAUAAAUACCGCUGCGGUGUGUGAAUUGUGAAUCCUCACCUGUGCAGUCUCGUUUAUUUCUGCUUGUGGUUUACUUCAGUUAACCAGGACACCAUGUACGUUCCAGUACUUGGAAAUGUCUCUGACAUACUACUGGGCGUCUUCCUGCUCAUCCUACUUCUCUACUGGCAUGUAAACCGGAACCUGGAUGUGUGGGAGCGUCUGGGAGUGCCUGGGCCCAAGCCGUGGCCAGUCCUGUACCACAUACCGGAGCUGAGAGCUGGCAUGGGUGCCUGUCUCGAGAAAUGGGAGAAGGAAUACGGGAGAAGCUAUGGCCUUUACAAUUUCCAAACAAAAAGUGCUACUUUAGUAACCACAGACGUGAACAUUUUAAACAACGUUCUGGUGAAAGAUUUCUCUAGCUUUGUGGACCGUGAGUACAUGGAGACGACAACUUCCUCUGUCGUAGAUGGUCUAUUUUUCCAGAACGGUGAUACUUGGAAGCGAAACCGCCAUGUUUUGUCGCCCAUGUUCACCGGUGGCAAAAUGAGGCUCAUGCUUCCUCACAUCGACGACAGCGCUUCCAAUCUGGCGCAGCUUUUUCUAGAUACCCACAGCAAAGGGCAGCUCAUCCCGGUGAAACUCUUUGCCGCGCGCUAUACCAGUGACGUCAUUGCGAAGACGGGUUUUGGGCUCGAUGUAGAAGCUGUGACCAAAGAAGACAGCGAGUUCUUCCACCACAUAGAAAACUUCUUCCAAAUGGGGAAACUAGGGUUCCGGGUGUUCCGAUACCUAGCGUUCUAUUUCCCCAAAUUGAUGAAAAUUGGCUCAAGGUUAUCCAGCAACGUAGAUCCUAUUGUCCCAGAGGUAGAAAACUAUUUUGUUAGCCUUGCUGAAACUUCCAUGAAUGAAAAGAAGAAAAUGAAACAAAAACAAGGAGCGUCUUCUUCUAAAGCUGUCGACAUGAUGGACCUUAUGCUUGAGGCAGAAGUGACAGACGACCGGAAGCUGACUUGUAAUGACCAUGCACUCACUAAAAAAGACAUAAUUGGUGAUCAACGAAUCUCUGCGCAGUUUCCCACCAUCCCCAUCAAUCGCCCGGAGAUGUUCAGAGACGAAGACUUACGGCAACAUCACCAUCCCAGCCGGGGCCAACGUCUUCAUACCUAUCUACAAGAUCCUCCGGGAUCCGGAGUAUUGGCCAGAACCGGAGAAAUUCGAUCCGGACCGGUUUUCAGCGGAGAACAAAGCCAACCACGACCCUGUGGCUUUCCUCGCAUUCGGGUUCGGGCCCAGGCAGUGUGUUGGAAAGCGGUUGGCACUUAUGGAAGUCAAAGUGGCCCUCUGCCAUAUCCUGUCUCGGAUGAAGUUUGUGUUGAACGAGCGAACAGAACCAAAGGAAGGCCAAGAUGUCAAACAGAACCAUUUCUUUGGGUUUCUCAUUCCAGAGAAACCCAUACACGUAGACAUAGUUCCUAGGAAAGCGUAACAGAUUGACACUAUAAUAAGAACAAAAUAGAUAUUGUAAAUUCGUUUUUGCACGAUGAGGGUGUUUUUUGUACACGUAUGCAAUAAACACUGACUCUCAAAGCACAGGAGACAUAAUAUUAUUGAAGUUCCGUUGCUAUAACACUAGCAAACUGAAGGGGCAUUAAUUGACUCUUGUUCAAAUCAAUAGUAGAGUGUUCUUGAGUUUUUUAUAUCUUUUUUUUACCAUUCUUCAUUUGCUUGACCGAGCUCUGCAAGGGACAGAAGGAAAGCUGAUCUUUCAGAUUCUGAUUAUUCCAUUGAAAUUAUUCAGUUGAAAGUGGUUUUAAGCUCAUCAAACAUAUCAGACGUUUCAGACCAUCAAACAGAUCCUUCAACUUUAAACCUCAUUCAAACCCUUCAAGUCUCAUAACAAGCAGGACGCAGACCUCCAUUACUGCUGUGAUUUCAUAUCCAGUGGAGUCCGCUUCAACCAAAUUCUCUGGGACCGCCAGUUUUUGGUUAAGACAGGUUGUUCAAACAGAGGGGAAAAAAAUAGUGAUUUUAUUUCCUUUCAGUUUACCAUUGUUUUCGAAUUAUGAGUGUUCAGUUUAAGCUGACUCCACUGUAUGUGUACAGCUGGAUUAUUGCAGCUUCUGUCUUGUCAAUCCAGUAGUGUUUAUGUCCAUGCCCUUUUGCCAUAGUCCAUAGCAGAGAGGUACCUCUGAUUUGUCAGCAGCAGUUUGACGAAUUACAAAAGUCACUUAUAAACGGUGAUCACGGUCAGAUUUAAGCAAUCAAGAGUGUUACAUUCUUCAGGUCAUUUUCCUUAAUGUCAUGUCACUGAGAUUAAAGGGAAGGAAUAUAUGUUACAGUUAAUGCUUAUCUGACACUUUCACUGUCUCCAUUUUUUUUUUCUUCUAAUCUUUUCUACAUCGUUGUUUUUAAAUCAAGAAUGCAAAACAAAUCCUCCCAUGACUUAACAAAAAACACUUACCAUUUUGACAAUUCCAAUGGGAAUUAAUGGACCGAGACAGAUUCAGUGUCUGCUGCACGUGACUUCUUUCCAACAGUUUAUAAAGUUGGCAACUGUUUUAUAAAGGAAACUUUAUUUAACAACACAACAUGGUUUAAAGAUGUUAUUGAUAUCCAAAGCAUGUAUGUCAUUCAUAAUUUAUGCUGUUUUCACGGAAGUCUCUCGUGUAAAAUGUGUGUUUUAUGUGAUGUGGGCCAAUGGUCUUAAACACUGAGUAAAACACCUAUCUGCCAGUUA